Messenger RNA from Frieseomelitta varia, 3277 nucleotides. RefSeq lists its product as uncharacterized. The record is from RefSeq and is a predicted model, not a curated record. The transcript is spliced from 3 exons. Bases 438 to 2672 code for a protein of 744 amino acids. Lineage: Eukaryota; Metazoa; Arthropoda; Insecta; Hymenoptera; Apidae.
AAGAAACGUGACACGUGUCCGAUAUAUGCCAUCGGUUAUAAUUUCCUCGCAAUCGUUCUCGUUCUAAACAGAAAUUCUAAAAACAAUUCCUCUUAACCGGCAAGUGAGUCUCCUUUCAAGAAAUUCAACAACGUACACUGAAACAAUUUAUCAACUUUAUCGAUCAACCUGUGGCUCCUCUUUAUGUGCGAGAAUAAAUUUCCAGAACUCCAAGAAGCAUUCAAUCGCGUACAGGCGCGUACUGAAUUAUAUGUUGUCCAUUUUCAAGGUGACGAAAAUAUUCGACAAACUGCACGAAAGAUGUUAAGUGUACAACCAACGUGAACGAUCGAGUAAGUAAAGUUUCGUAAGCGAGAAAUUGGAUGGACGAUUCGAAACGAAAAUAACUUACCGAUGACGACGUGAGCGUGAUAGGAAAAGAAAACGAUCGGUCCCCGAUGCAACGGCAAGACGAAAGGCCGGACGAGGGCCGGCGAGUGUUCGAGCUGAGCGACGAACGAUGCAAAAUGGCACUACGGAAGCAGCUCGAUCUGGACUCGUUAUCGACCGAGCAGGACAACGCGGCCGAGGACGUCGAGGCCCUUCAGAAGCUUCCGGCUGGAACGAUCGUCAUCAAACGGGAGAAGAGGUACAAGGACGACAGUGACUACGUGAGAGACUCCACCGAGACGAGUAGCGGGGUGUCGUCCUCCAGCAGCGGGGUAACCAAAGUGAAAAGGGUUCACCGCACCGCGAGGAAGAACCGUGGAGCGGCGGAAAUCAGGAGGAACCCGACGCGCGUCACGAAGAGAGACUCAGGUAAAGAUUCCUUCCGUCCGCGUCAACGGUUGCUCUCUGCAAAACGCAAGGAGAUGCUCUUCAAUUCUGAGCCGAUCAGACGUGGGAAAGCCUCCACAAUGCCUUACAUGAACACGAGGUCUGUUACUCGCAAAAUGUACAACGUGGGGGCGACUUAUCAGGCGCCCACCAUAAGAGAUGAAACAGAGUGGAAAGAGUGGCCUGUUCAUGGCAUGCACGAACGACCGGUGUUCCAUCCACAGGUUGGUUUGGCUGCGGAGUACUUAGGACGUUACUUUACAAGCUUGGACGGGCUCUCCUACCGAGAAAUAAUCGACAGACCGGAGAUCGAGGUGGUGUCCGUGGAUCCGCACUGCGACUGCUUGCCGUCGUCCGCUGAAAAGAAAUGUAGGAAGAAAGUCAAGUCGAGCAGAAGCUCUGCCGCUUUCAAAAAUGGUGCUCCGAGGUCCACGGAGCCCUCCGAGAGGGAUAAGUCCUUCGAGACCUGCAUGCACGAAAGUUUCCACUGUGUCCUUGGCUACUGCUCCCAGAUCAUGGCGCCAAGUUACAAGGCGAACGUAGAGGGGAAAAUGAACGCGUUGGACGAGAGUAAAAGCUUACCCGACGCUGGCAAGGAAGCGGCGAACGUUUCGGAGCCGAACUCCAAAACUAACGCUUCCGCCAGUUUUAAAGAGAAUUUACAGAAACCGGCGGAGGAGAACAAGUUCCUGGACAAUUGCGGAGUCACGUUGUUCCCGCAGAACGUGAAAGGCCUCGCUCAGGUUCCAAAAACACGAUUGUUCCCUGCUCAAAAGAUUUACAUAGCCAACUCGCAAAAGUCCAUUGCGUUUACUAAUCUAAAAACAUUUCAAGGCGGGCACAUGAAGAUCCAGGAAGUGGUGCGAUCUUCCAAGAGUCCUUUUAUUCUAGUGAACCCGUUGGAGGCGAAGGACGCGCAGCUUUUGAAACCAGGCACUAGCAGCCAGGCAAACGCGAAUAAAAUGGAAGAGUCGUCGACCAGCGAGGAAACUCUAGGCGAAGUGACCUCUAUAUAUAAGAACGUGUCUAACGAGGAGAUGAAGCAGCCUCCUGGAAAGCGAGGGAGUAAAAUGGAGUUCACGAUGACGAAGUAUCUGCACGAUAAUAUGCAACAGAGCAAGGCUCAGUCGGGGAAAGAGCCGAAUUCUGUCGAGAGAAGAACAUAUUACGAGACGACUAACAAGAAAUUGAACCUGAAAACCAUGUCUGGCGGUUUGAGCAAGAGCUUGUGCACCGGCGACACUUCGGAAAUAGCGAAGAUACUUUCCGAGUACAAUAAAAACAAUCUGAAAAAGUCAGCCACGGAAAGUCAAACUUCCUGGGCCAACAUGAAGAACAUCAGAGUGAAAGAACUCUAUAAGAAAGAGGAGAAGAUCAGGCAGAACGUUCAAGAGAGUUCCGCGGACAGAAAUGUGAACAUAACAUUUCCCCAGGGGAAGUGGCGGCGCUUUCAUUUGACCGUGGAGAAGCUGAAGGAUUUGAAAAGUAACUCGAGCGACAAGCGACACUCUUUGGGGAUUCCGAAUAAACAGUCGUUGUUUAAAAUUGACCAGACAACGACUGGCGAAACGUCCUCCGAUAAAAGAACUGAGGUCUCUAAGCAGUCAGAGACAGUUAAAAAGGGGCAGUCGAGCGCAACGAACUUGGAGAGGAAAGAGAACACCUCGACGACAAAUAGCAGCGUAAAUUCGGCUAUUGCGAAGACGCAAUCUCUGCAAGAAUUGCUGGAGAAUACCGCUAUGUUGUAUUGUGCAGCCACUGGAACUCACCAAGAUGAUUUGGCUAAUUAUAUCGACAAUUUAGACGCCGCACAAAGCAUGCAAUGGUUAGAGGCCUGCAAUGACCUAACUGUAUGAGUAAAGUAGCGAGCCAAGUGGGAAGAUAUUGCAAGGUUGGGUGCUUUGAUUUUACGAUGGAAAGUCCAGAUUUUAAUCGUCCCUUCCAUUGAAUUUUACGCGUACACAGAUGCAUUCUUGCCUUGCUUUUCUAGCGUGUCAUUGAGAUCAGUAUUUUAGGAUCAGAGUGAAAAUAGAUUAGAAUGUGAACAUAACAUUUAACACGACGAGAGGAAGUGUUCCUUUAUUAACACUUUGAUUGACAAAAGCUGUGGAAAUAGUACAAAUAUUUUCAUUCGCAUGAUAUUUACGUGUGUAAAGCUGCGUUGUUUAACUUUGUUUAUUAAUCGCGUUUACACAUUAAAAUAAUAUCUUAAUUAUAUAUUAUUCUAGAACAUAUUGGAACUACGUACGUAACUACGAUGCUGGAAUUUUGAAUGAAAUCAAUUUUCUUUUUAUUAUUAUUAUUAUUCUCAAUCCUUUGCACUUUGAUUUUGCAUUUAAUAGUAUUUAAAAAAUACUAAUUGGCACUUGUGCCGAAAUACAUUUUAGUAAAUGCACGUUGAGUAAUCAAAAUAUAUAGAAAAUUCAUUUCUGAAAGAAUUGAAAACAUUGUACGGGAUGAA